This is a messenger RNA of Ostertagia ostertagi, 231 nucleotides long. NCBI's taxonomy places the organism in Eukaryota, Metazoa, Nematoda, Chromadorea, Rhabditida, Trichostrongylidae. The record is from the annotation of a GenBank genome assembly.
AUGGAGUGUGAAGAUGAUUUCAAACAAACGGAACGAAAUCGUGCCGUGGACAGCCCCUUGGGCCACCUGGACCCAUCCCGAAUAACUCACAUGGUCGUUGAUCAAGUUGGUCUUGGUGGUCCGGCUGUUCAUCCCGACAAUGAAGGUUUCGUAAUUCCUGGCCCACCCUACCAGCACUGGUCUCGUUCCUCACCCGUGGCAAGUCCGUCUGUUAUGUCUUCACCUUCCAAA